Molecule: messenger RNA, 13583 nt
Organism: Porites evermanni
Lineage: Eukaryota; Metazoa; Cnidaria; Anthozoa; Scleractinia; Poritidae
Source: the annotation of a GenBank genome assembly
GUUGAGAUUCUGAGAAAGCAGUGAUCUUUCUUGGAAUCGGAAUAUGUACUGUAUGUUUUUAUGCUUCACAAAACUUUUUUCGCCACCGGGACACCGACUUAUUAGCUCAUUGUGCAUUGUCCGUAUUCAUCGAUAAAAUCCGUCUACACAAAGUCCUCGCAAAGGAUAAAGGUACUUUUAAAAGUGUUAAAGAAUAAUUGAGCACGCGGGAAGUUUGGAGUGCACGAAAGAGUGACGAAAGAGGCGUACAAAAAAAUAAGUUGCUGGAGGACCCUAGCCUCUUGAAUGCUCUCCAAACGUCCCAAGUGCUCAAUAUCUCGACAUAGGCACAGCUGAAGCAUGAACUAAUUGUUUUAUAACAUUAUCAAAGCGAUCAAUGCAGCAGUUAUCUUAAAUUUUUAUUAUUGUAGCGCGCGCUCUAAAUAGUACGCGUCAAUGUCUACGUGACUCUUCUUUUUUUACCUCACAAUUAUAUCUUGAAACUGAGAGUCGCUAAAGAUAACAUUAAAAAAGAUUGCAAAAUCCAUGACUAAGGUGCCGGAAAACUAUUAAUCCACGGUAAAAUUCUUAAAAAAAAAAUCAACAACAACAACUUUGCAAAGAGUGAUUUGCACACGCUAUAGCCUGCACAGCUCGCGCAGAUGACAACGACAACUACAAUCACUUCUUUUCCCUACUCUCGGUUAGCAAAUUCAAAAGUUUUAUUAUAAAUUUACGUCAUAAAACACAUUGUAAACUAAACGCUUCAUCGUUUUCAGUAUGUGCACUUGGCCUUUUGCAUUAGUUGAUCACGUGAUCAACUUUCGGUAAACACGAAAACAGUUCGCUUUUGAACAUGUUGAAAAAUUUUGUUUGCACGAGCUGAAAGAGCACAUUAGAAUUUGAAAACGUGUGAAUUUUCAGCCGAAUAUCUCAAAAGUAGCAAUAGCAACGGCCGCCGAAAAUCAGAAGUAUUUGAAUAAGAAAAACAACUUGUGCCACCUACUCACGCUUGAAUGGUUUUCCAUACAAAUCCUUGUAAAUUUCGAAAUUUUCAAGCGCUACUUUUGAGAUUUACGGCUGAAAAUAUACAGGUUAACCAGUUUUAAUAUUCUCUUUCAGUUCGUGUUAACAACAGCUUCAAAAGCGAACUGUUUUUGUAUUUACCAAAAGGCCUCUUGGGGAUUGCUAAGCUUACUGACAAGAACUCGAGAAUUGACGCCAUCAGCGUGCUCAUCGAGAAUACAAGUAACACGCUCGCGCUAUUGAAUUUGAUUGGGUGAAUUUUCUAGCCAUCUAUAAAGCGUGAUAGUGGUGUGGUUCAUACCACGGAAUGUCAAACCGAUUUUUGAUCCCCUAUCUGAGUUAAGGAAGGUUUAUUAGUCUUAUAAUUAUUCAGGAAAAUAUUUUGCACUAUAAGUAUUAGUUUUUAUGUAAUAACUAAGAUAGUACGCGCGCUCUGAUUUGCCGAGGGGAGAGUUUGCAUGAGAGUUUGUAAACAUGGUUUUGACGUUGAGAUGUUUUGCUUUUCGCGCGCUCAUCAGGCAAACACGAACUCGACAAGUUUAUACUUUAUUUACCCAAUCCUUGGUCGGCUGAAACUUGGAAAAUCUUUACAAACAAGCUGUGACAUCUUUUUCCGCUUAAGCUGACAUUUUAAGCGAGAAAAAUCAGUAUGUUGGAAAUCAUCUUUUUGCAAAACAAGAACUGAUCACGUGUGCAAGACUCCGUGUAUGAGACUUUGUGACUGGUAAGAAUUUCUCUUUUAAUCAGUGCCAUUACAAAGAGUUUUGCGUUUUUUCUCGUGAAAGUUAUUUUAUAAAAGCAACGGAAAAUUCUCAACAGUUAUACAAACCCUCGACUUCGUCUCGGGUUUGCAUAACUGUCUCGAAUUCUCCCAAACCCUCGAGUGUUUAUAUCAGGCUAUGCAAAUACGGAAAAGUUUUCUAUUGCUUAAAUGGUAUAAUUUAUUAUUCAUUCAAACUAUUUCCCCGAUUCUGAUUGCUAAAAGCACACGCAUAAUUCACCAUAACCAGCUACUGAUGACCAAAUUUGGAAGAAUGUUGCGAUUAAUCAACCGAUGACGUCAAAAGUGCAGCUUCCUUGCAGGUUAAUGCACCGUUAACCGAGAAGACCUGGGGACGAGGUUGAGUUGGUUUGGUUGAGAAAACAAAAACGGCAAACAUUUCACUCAUUUCAAGAGUAAGAACUAGGCGAGAUAAUAGCUAAAAUCAUGGCAAGAACAGCAAGAAGACAACUCGAAGGGCGACAUCUAGAUCUGCUACUUGGAGAAUUUUUGCGGAGCUGAACAAUCCUAAACGUGCACUGUCGAAGAUGAACUUAACAUCGAUGUAGGUAAGCUUGUUUUAGGCUUUAGCUAUGUUUAUAAACUCAGAAUUAUUUUGAAUGAAUAAUAAAACAAUUAUUGAAUUCGACUUUCGUAUCGUAUGAAGAAUUAUGAAGAUGUCGGAGGGUGUUAUCCGCCUGGUCUACGGCCUCGACGGAUAACACCCUCCUCGAUCUCUAUAAUUUUUCAUAAGAUACUCAGCCUCAUUCAUUAAUUAAUUGCCUAAUUUCAUACCGCGCGGGAGCCUGGAACUACCGGAUUUUCCCGGACUUUUUAAAUUCCUGAUUCAAAUUGUUUCCUAUAAACAGGAGGUAAAGCAAAUAUCACUGCGUGCAGUUGAAACGAUAGUAACAGCCAAAGCCAGAUAACUCCAGAAAGUUAAUAUUCACAGCAAAGAACAGUUUUUUUAAUGCUACAAAGAACUUCGAUUAAAAGAAAGAUCUAAUCGGAGACUUUUGCUACUUGGAAGUAUUGGAAGGAUUCCUGAAUUGUUGGACAAAAAAUUUGAACAAGGAACCGUAGAUUUUAGCUUUUUUACGGCGCUGGAUCCGACCGAAUAUUGGGGAGUGAUAUGGGAGUGGGUGUACCUGUCUUUACAAACCGUAAAAUAUAGACUUCCAAAAAGCGAAACUCGCCAGAGUGACACUGAGUGAAAGGGCAACAUCGUAUUACGUCCUCAAGGCUUACAUUAGGUUUUCUCCCUGUCCCUGCGUACGGUCUCAGUAGAAAUCCUAAAGAUCAGGUCGGAAACAAUUCUCACUGAACAUAGAUAAAGGCAAGUAUAGUUCAGUCUCACUUGAGAGGCAUUUCUCGUCCGGUAACACUGCAGUUCCUGUGACCAGACCUGAUGCAUUGAGCAAUGUUAUAAUACACAAGUAAUUUUUCUCAGGGGGAUAAAUUGCGUAUAGCUUUUUUGUGAGGCCUCUGCGUGUGCCAUUCUGUUCCUUUCAGUGACAUUGCAAGUAAUUUACUCAAGACUGUAUAAAUUCAGGGAUAAAAUGUCAAAUGGCAAUGGCUUACAAGGGCUCGCUUGUUGAGCUACCUCUUUUUGGAACUUAUUGGGUCUAGGAGCAUGUUUGCAAUUUGGGCAAUCACCUUGUAAUUACAGUCAACAAUAUCACGUACAUCUACCUUUUGGCUAGCAUGCACUAGGUAUAGACUAGUCCCUUAUUCUCCCUGCAUGUGAUUUAAGAACACUAGGUUUAACAUACAUAACGCCACAAAGUUCACUACACGCAGCACCUUUCACGUGGACAUUUAAUACUCUUUUCCGCGACGGGAAUAAUCCAGGUACGCCCUUUUAAGGGUGCAAAGAAAGUAUUUUUACAGCUUGCCAUUCGGGCAAGCUGAAGCUAGCAUUUACUAGUCCAAACGUCAUUUCAAUUAGCCCCCCAAAUUUUUUAAUGAGCAGAAUUGAUUUCACAGUUCUUCUGUAAGACGAAUUCCUCAAAAUACUUCACUUACCCGUCGGGCAAGUUACGAACAGAAUUCACUAGCCCGAUGGCAAAAUCCACUAGCCCUGGGCUAUCUGCGGACACUACUUUCUUUGCAUGCUGCUUUUUGUACAGCACUGCUCUUUAAGUUUUGCUCCAGCAUACUUAGGUUACGAUCGGUACUUACACAAUCACAUCUGUGUUCUUGCCAAUGAUCUCCCGUGACUUAACAGAUGCGAAUAGAAUUAAACAGAGGAUCUUUUGCUAUAGAAAAUUUAUAAUCACCUGUGGUUCGAGCGGACCUGUUCAUCGAACAAUUGCUUGCACUUGCUGAGUGUCGGCUCUUUAAGUCUAACUUCAGGGCAUGAAAGAAAUACUGCAUCCUUUUGUUACUAAGCCUAGGCAGAUUCUCCAAGGGAAUAUUGAUCAAUAUUUCUUCGAAAAAAAAUGCUUUCGUUCGAGUUUUUAUUCUGACUAUCCGCCAUUUUGAAACUGGACUUUUUAAAAACUCCGGGAAAAUCCGGUAGUGCGAGGCCCCCGCCCGGCAUGAAGUUAGGCAAUAAAAUAUCGUAGAUCGACCCUUCAAAUCUCAAAAGCAUUUUCUUUGAUUGAGGUCACCAUUGAAGCGAAAUACUUGCCAUCCAAGAUAAAACGAAUAGGGGACACAAACAUUACUCUCUGAUCCGGCGAGGGGGUAGUGGGAUAGUAUUUUAACAUACCCAUUUUUUCCUCAUAAGAUACCAAUUGGAUUGUAAAAUCUUUGAUACCGAAUGGCUAAAAUUGCUUUCAAACAGAAUACCUAAAAAUGAUUUGUCGGAUUUUUGACAGGUAACACAACCAGAUACAGUGUAUAACUUUUGGUGCACUGAAGUUGGUCGAGCUUUUUUCAUUCCCUCCGGCCCUUUGCCAGCCCCUGGAUUAAACUUCUGGCCCCGGUUGUUCAAAAGCUGGAUAGCGUUAUACGCCAGAUAAACCACUAUCCAGCGGAUAAGUACUUGGGAAACCAAUUGCGUUAUCCACUGGAUAGAGAUUUAUCUAUCAGAUAGCGCUAUUAGCAUUGUUAGCAUUUAUAGAACUGAAAAUAAGACAAACAAAUUGAAAUUUCUCAAUAUGUCUUGUGUUUGCCUUUUGUCAUAAAGUGUCAUGUUCCCGGGGGGAACUCCCAUAAGAAAGGGGUGGGGAUGCUCGCCUUCUCGCUUAGGGAUGUAAAUUUCGGAUUUUGGUCUCACUUAGGGUGUUCUAGGCAAAAUCUGUUUUAUGUGCAAGCAUAGUUAGUAAAGUGGAAUGGUUAUUAACCCGUUAGGCUCCUCUGUUACAUCAUUUUGUUGGCCUUUUUGGAUAGCUUUCCUAUUGUUUUUAACUUCCUGGCUAAUAGGAUCAACGUCACACUAAUUUAUUCAGUCACAAUUUGUGAACAAAAAGCAAAGGAUUGUGUCCGGUCAGGGAGCUUCCAGCAUAAAACAGCACUGUUGUUUUCAACUUUGAUGCUUGCUGGCUUUCAUAACUUGAGUCUUCUUUACUAACUGUGGUGCAAGGUGGUGGUAAAAGAGGUUUUCGAUAUAAGAAAAUAAAGAGCUCAAAGAAAGUCUUGUCCAGUCUUCCUGGACAAGUAGAUUUUUUUGCUGGGCCAGUAACUUUCUAGGCCCACUUUCUAAAUGCACAAGUGUUCAGGUACAUGUGUAAACUGAAUCAUCAACUAAGACUAGCAAGCAAUGGUGCCUAAGCUUAAUUGUUAUUGCUUGCUUAAGUGCAAAGGGAGAGCUGGCCCCGGUUGUUCAAACGUCGCAUAGCGCUAUCCAAAUAGCGCUAUCCAACGUUUGAACAACCGGGACUUGGAAUGCCAGUUUUUUCAAACAUUCAAAUAAUAUUGAUUUAUACAAGGGAGGUUUGUUUUAUCGAGGUUCUGCUGUACAUAAGUUUGUGUGACGCUUGUUUCUUUCUGGCUCAAUGUUGUAAACUCCUUCUAACAUGCCUAACUCCAGUGAAUGAAUGUAUUUUCUCCUUUAAUAGACACAUGUAUACUGAUUCAUAAUGGAGGUGUUAUUAUCUGAUUAAACACUGAAGAGAACCAUGUCUGACAUUGGUAAGAACAAAUAUGCCAAGCUAAAAAUAAAGUUGUACCUGCUGCAGGGCACCUUGUAAGAAGAAGACAACUUCCCACUUUUCCUUUUAGUUUUGCCUAGCAGCUGAGUCUUGAAAAAGCUUUAAUUUUUUUUUCAUAAAAGUUGCUCAAAGUUUCAUAGCUAUUGAACUUGGCAGAAAAGACUCAUAACCCAUAAAUUCCAGGAACCCUACGGUAGGAAACAUGUUUAUUUAAAAUCUUAUAAUAAGGUGAUUUUUUUUAAUUAAGACGUUUCUCCUCUAGGAUUUAUGGCUUGUGAAAGUGGUAGUUCAGUUGAUGCUGAAGUUUUUCAGGAUCUAAACCACACUUCAGAAGGUAUGUGGGUUAAUUUUGAAAAAAGAGCGAAUCCACCGUUAUCGAAGGCAUACAUGGGCAUUUUGGUCAUUAGAAUCUGAGAGGUCCUGUACUACGUAUUAUUCGCGUGGGUCCUGACAAGCGAACCAUUUUAGCCGACUUACCGUCUUCUGCUUUUCUGGUGGAAUUCUUUUCCUUUCCUUCCACUGCCGAUAUUGUGCUUUGAUUUGGUCCAAGCGCUUUUCUAUUUCACAAGCGAAUGUUUUGCAACAGCGAUCACAGUUGCUUAUUUAGAGUGGUACCUUAGCUUUCUUUGCUCUAUAUUUCUUCAUUUAUUACCGUCUUUAUUACAGUCCCAUAUUUACGAAACCUUGUUCUCCAUACAAGUUUAGGAGCAGCAACAACGCCUGCACUCGCUUUCACAUUGAAACUCCUAGUUUAACCUGCUUAACUCAAUAACCUUACUGACAAAGGCGAUUGUCGCAGGCAAUCCUGACAUACCUGGAUCACUCCUAAUGCAGAAUAGCAAACUUUUUCCCUUUCCCAAGACAUUAUAGCUUUAAUUUUUUUUGUUCAAUUCUGAAAUGUAUUUUUUCUUAUUUUCAUUCAAACGUGAUUUAAUUCUAUUGUAUUUUUGUUUUACCACAGUAUAUUAUUUUUUUAAUUUAGAAUUUUUUCACUUUUAAAUCAUUUCGCCGGUUGAAGAUUGCAGAUAGGGUGGUCGAAAGAAGAAUCGAGAGAAUGUUUUUUGAUAUUUUAAUAUGGUUUGGUGGGGCUGCCACCCGUCUUUUUUCAACCUUGCGAUCGUUUUAUGAUUUUCUAUGUAAGUCUGACUAACUCGCUAGGAGCUUUCCUCGCUCAAGAAAGCAGCUUGCUAACCAUUAUACGCUUACAUCCUGCAGGUGAAAUGUCUGAUCAAGAAACUUUCCCAUUCGUGGUCAAUUAUUACACAUCCGGAGAGACAAAAUGUACCUUCCAGUUGAGGAACGUAGAUGACGACGAGAACUAUUCCCCCUUUCUUGACCUGCUAUCGGAAAUCGUCGACGCCUUUAUCACCCGGAAAACCAAGAAGUUUUGUAAAUUCCUCAAUCCUUCACCGGAUUUAAAAAAAGAUCUGCAAGAUUUGAACAGGAAGCGCAAAGGAUGGCUGUUCGAAGUUGAUGACGAUGCUUUGCUGCAAAAGCUACGUGAUAAAAUUACCAGCUCGGUCAAAGAACUCAUUUGUCCUUACCCAGCACAUGGAAAAAUUGCUAGCUUAGACGUUACGGUCCAAGACGAUUUUGACCCCUCAGGAGAACUUCAGAAAGUCAUCGAGACUAACGCUGCUGAGUUUUCUUAUUCCGAGUCUGAAGCUGGUGAAGAUACAAGUAUCGAAGAAGAGAAAGAUGACUGCGUGGUAGAUGAAAACCAUCCAGACGAAGGGAAAGAAAUUGAUGAUGCGACGAUUUCAAAUCCUGAAAAACCAUGCUAUUUUCCAACACAGAUUGAAAUGGCUGCAAUCCUUAAGCAGCGAAUAGAGGCCAUAAUGGAGUAUUAUCACGGAAUCGCGAAACUCAGUGAGGCUUUUGAUGAUAUUGACUUCACAGUCUACACAGCUCGGUACCGCAUGCUUAGCGAUCAGACCGAGCAAAGGAUCUGUCACCCAGACGCUGGCGUCCUAUCAGAAGAGGAACUGACGUCACACAAAGGGGGCAAUGGAAAGAAGAGAAUGUUUAUGUAUGGUCACGGCGAGGAUGCUGACAUGCACUUUGAACAACUCAAGAAAGAGGUCCUAGAAAAGCCCAAAACCCUCUUCAUCAUUAUUGCAGACGAGUGCCACUGGGGAAUCACUAAAGACAAGGACCAAAAGUCAUCCGCACAUAAUCUGUUCAUCAAUAAAUGGUGCGAGGAAUCACCCAGAAAUGUCGUUGUAGUUCAAAUCUCCGCAACACCUUUCAACCUACUAACUCAAGACUCUCGCAUUCCUGAAGUCCGUUGUCUUGCUCUCCAUGACAAAUUAACUACCACUCGAAAAACGUACGAGGCAGGGGAUCUCUUAGUCGAAGAAAGUGAGCCUGAGAUUGAAGAUCGUAUCAAAGAAACGACUAAGGAAGUAGAGCUUCACGUCGUCCACUGGUCAGAAGUCGAGGUAAAGAACUUUGAAAGGGGAAUGCGAAUGAAACUCAAGUCAACAUUAUCAGAGAAAGGCUUACGCUUUUUACACCGUCACGUCUUGCCAGAUGCAAAACUCAAUGAAUCGCCUGAAGAGGGUGAUUCUCUGUCUGCAUACCUUCAAGUAUUGCCAGAUGGUAACCUGCAGGUAACGCCUGAAGAGACCGAUGCCACGGUUUUUGAGGUACAAGGCAGCCACGGUAUCGUUACAAUUAAAGCCGUGGUAAGCGAAGAGAAAGUGUUAACCUUAACUAAGGAUGAUAGCGGUUCAUUAAAGGCUAUGGAUAACCCGUCGCAGCCUACAAAGUUUAGAGUAAGGCUCGAUUAUGGCGUCGGAGUUGUUGCGUUUGUUUGCUCUGAUAGAUUAGAUCUAUAUUUGACAGUUAAUGAACUUGGCCACGUCCAACUGCAACCAGCUAAAGUGGAAAGAAAAUGUGGAGUUGCCAUCACGAAAUCCAGGAAUGACUUGGGUGAAGUGUCUUUCGAGUUCUAUAUGGUAAAGUGUGGGCCAAAAGAAGUGGACAUGGUUGGACGGCAGUACGUGAGCUUGAACUACUACCUUAGUACAAUGAACAGCAAAGAACAAAAGAUACGCGAAGACAAGUACUUUCAAGAGAUUGUGAAGAAAGCGAGAGUUCAAAAGAAGGUGCAGAAAAUCGACUCAUCGUCCUUUACGACUGACGCCAUGCUUUGCGCCGAGUACUGCUACUACCUUCUCCACAUGAACACAUACGACAGCGAUGAAAAUGUACGACAGCUACUCACCACAGAUAUGCACGAAUCUCCCUCUGCUCAGUUUUGUAAGACAUUCGAGUCCUUUGUGAGAAACCUCAAGGAAGACACAAGGUGCAUUGAUCCGGAAGUAUUUGAGUGGGUUCAAAAAGAACUUUGCGAGAAGGUCAAGGACGAUUUCAAGAAUGACUUUGUAGCGCUGCAUAAUAGCAAAUCAUUUAAUGAUGAUGGCUUAGAAUUCAAGAAACGCAAAGAGGAGCUGGUCAAUUCUUUUGUCGCCUGUUUGAUGCAUCUCUCGCCUCAGGAACUGCGAGACUUACAAGAGACAUACGCUGUUGUUCAAGAUAUCGAAGAAGAGCUGAAAGAAAACUACUGCGAGAAGCUGGUGAAAAUUUGGAACAGCCUUGUUCAGGAAUCCGAAACAAAUCGCUUAGUGAAAAGUCUGAUCAAAAGUGGCAAAAGGGGCUCAGGAAAAAUGAAAAUUGUACGAGCUAAGAGCAGGAAAACGGCCAAUCAAUUUUUCCACACGCUUAUACAAGCUAGAAGACAAGCGUCUCAAGAACACUGCUUUGAGAUCAUCAGAGAUUAUGGUGGAUUUAAUUUAAAGAGACUAAUGACAUCAUCAAGCACUUUUUUUCAGAAGCUUCAGCCAAGAAAAUGCCAGUUUCAAUUUGAGUGCCCUUGCAGCGAUCUUAAACUGCCUCCUGGGCGCCCGAAGUGUGGUAAUUGCCAACACGUGCACAAGCCAAUCACUCAGUAUGAAGACUUACAGAAUCUUGCGUGUGUCCUCAUCCUUGUCGAUAAAGGGCGCAUGGGUGACACUUUUCCCGAAAGCUUUGAUUGCCUGGAUCUUCGCCUAAGCUACGAUGAAGGUUCGCCUAUAAUUCUUUCCACUGUCAUCCAAGAACUGGGAAGAAUGUGCCGUUACGCAAAGCUAUCUGCUGAUGGAUCCUUUGUUCAAAACGUUCCUUAUGCGUUGGUUGGAGCGCAGUUGUUUAAAAGGCUUAAAAUGUCUUUGGACACGUCCCCUGCAGUAAACGCCAUUUCCUGUACCAGAGCCGAUAGCUACAUGAAAAACAGCAAAAGCAAACGCAAGGAUUUCACUUCGCUUCGUUGGUUGGACUACGAAGCCGACAAAGAAAGCUAUGAUUACCAAAACAAGGACAAAGAAAACAACAAGCACUGUAACAGAAUCCUUCUCCAGGCUGAACCCCAGAUCGGAAAAACUGGAACCUACCUGUGCCUCAUAAAACAACUACGACAGGACAUCCUUGGAAAGGAAAACGUAUCUUCAACCAUGUCUCCUUCAUUUGAUGAGGGGAAGUUUUAUCUGGUCAAGGAAAGCAAUGAUCCUGUUGCUCAACCACUGAUGGGUGAGAAAAACGAAGCAGAAAACUGGAAUUUUCCCUACUGGAAAACAAUCCAGGAAUCUCCAAGCCUUCUCCAAAAAUCUGUGGGACCUGGAAAGUACUCAAUUGGAGGGCUUUCCUACGCUCAUGACAUGGAUCAAAGCCCUUUUAUUCUCAUGAAACGUGAAGGAUCAUCACAGCUAGCGAAGUCCGUUUAUGAUCAUCAGGUUGACAACUGUCCAUCUGGUGGGUUACGCGCUUGGCAUUGGCACCACUUUGAGAACUGUGCCGAGUGCGGGAGAUUCCUCGAAGGCAAAGAACCAGUGAUAGAAACUGUUAUGGUGAACAUGGAUGGUAUGCCGGUGACUAUAAAGUGUUCUGUACCAGCAAGCCGCCGUGCCUACAACUGCCUGUUGGAAAAGCUCAUGAAUAGCACAUCAGCAGGAGAGGGUUGGACCGAAGACAGCCUGGCUUCAGCAAUAAGAAGUGUUCCUUCUUCGUUGUAUUGGAUCUUUCAUCCCUCCCAUAGAGAUGAUCCUCGUAAAUGCCUCUUGAAUUACCACCACGCGCUGCAAAACGAAAACAAAGAGAAAACAUUUUUUCAAGUCGCUGUUGUUCAAAGGGAAAAGUUUCAAGAUUAUGUUUCCACCUGGGGAAAGAUGCUCGUCAUUUUCCAGUUGCCAGAUCAACUACCUAUGGAAGGUGAAGAUGAAAAUGUCGGACCAAGUGAAGGAGGGAUUGGAUACGCCAGACGGUUUAUCCAGAAAAUGGCAUUUGCCCUAAAGCUGGAGUAUGUUUUCGUGAUCGAUGACAAUGUAGCGUUAAUGUCAGAAGCACAACUCAGCCCUGGUGAACCGGCGACUUGUAACGAUGCAGUUGUCAGAAACGACAAAGGUGUUAUGCGAAUGCAACCAUGCUCUUUCUGGAAGCCACUAAAUUAUCUCCAGAGGAUAGUGCGUGGAAAGGAUGAACCUCCUGAUGUCCGAAAGCAAUAUGAGCCACAUCCGUUGACAGAAGAGUUUGAUCGUGAUUUCCCGCUGUACAGAUACACAGGACCCGCCAAGCUGUUCGGAGACAAGCAACAUGAGAGUUAUGGCGUUUUGGGUCUUCUUAGAAGUGUUCCAAUCACAGUGAAGCCAUUCGCUAAGACCCAAGUAUACGCUGCUGUUUUGCUGAACGUCAAAAGCACAGUUGAGAAGAGAGUGUUGUACCGGCCAUGGCCUUGCUGGGAAGACCUACGUUUUAACGAUGACUGUGACAAAGAAGGUUUGUGGGUGGUAAAAUGCAAUCGUUUCCUCUUUCACAAAGUCCAGUACAAUGACUGGAUAAACAGCCUUGUCCUUCCAGGUAUCUUCCAAUGGACAGAAGAUACUAAAGUGGAGAAACGACCUCCUGAAAGCACGCUGCCAAUCAAAUUGGAAGAGGGCAUUAUCCUUGAGCACCUUCGUGGCCUAGUUAACGGAAAGGGUUAUGAGAAAUGUUUUGAUGGGGAGAUUGGAUACAGUGACACACAGGAUAGCGACUCUCAUAUCUCUCCAAUGCAAUUGCUAGAACAGCUGAGAAUAAAAAAGCACGCGAAUUCUGCCCUGGCCAUGCCAGUUCCAGUCCUUAUUCUUGCUUACUCUGUUCUGGAACAAGAAAUAGAAGACUUGUUAAAGCUGGAGAAGCUAUAUAGUCUUGCCGAAGAGAAGAUAGUUUUCAUCGUCAGUGCCCAAGAAGCAGAAGACGAAUUGAAGAACAACAUGACACUUGACUGCGUAGAUAGGGGAAUUUUAAAAACCAAGAUUAUGAGAAAAAGAAAGGCUAAAUUUGACAUAUUUUCAGCAGCGGACCCCAGUCGACAUCUUUUGCGGUGGAUUGUGAUCGAGGCAUCGUUCAGGGCUGAAGACAUUAGCCUAUCAGAUGCUACUGAUACGCCUCAGGGCAUCAUUGGUGUUUCUGAAAAGAGUGUCAGCAAGAGAUCAGUGGAAGUGAUCGUCGACGGAGCAAAGGAACUCUCACCGCAGACAAGACCGUCGGAAAAGGAAGUCGGGGAAGACAUGGUUGUUGAUCCAAACACAUUUGCUAAUCAGCUGGAGUCUGAGCAGCACACAGUGGUUUCGUUUCUACCCAGCGCAGCAGGUAGCGGUAAACGGGUUACGGAUCAUAGUACUAUACCUGUAACAAGUAAAAAGAAGAAGAUCGAGACCGGCACUUGCAACUCUACCUAUACAGAAACCGUGAGUCCUAAAAUGCACGUGACUCUGGGUGAGAGUUCCGAGACCGAGCAAAAGGAGGCUCCUCCAGCAGUACAGCUAGGUCAAUCGUCGACCAGGGAAGCCGCCAGGGGGGCAGAGACAGGGAUUGUGAAAUCUGAGCUACAAGAAGAAGUUGUAUCAUCUACACGUACUUUUUCUAUUUCUGUUGAAAGGAAGGCACCCAAAGGAGCAAGUCAACGGGAUGUGGAAAAUGACGUUCCUCCUGCAAGUAAACGAACCAAAAGUCAGAUUACAGGGCUCACUCCAGAAGACCCGGCAUACAUGCGAGGUACAAGCGAAGUUACACGAUUGAUAGUUGAGCUUUGGAGGGAAAAAAUGAGGAUCAAAGGCAACGAAGAUAUAGACCCCCAAAAGGUUAAAGAUAACCUGAAUAACUUCGGAACUGAAGACUUAGAAAGACUUGAUGAUGAAGGCUUCUCAGCUUUAACUAAAGCUUGUUCACUUCCUUCCAUGAGUCCACGUAUUGUAAGCUAUCUUCUUAACAAGAAAAUGGUGGACGUCAAUUCUCAACUACCUGACUGGUUCAGAACGGGCGACAGAGAGGCCGCAAACUUAAUUCCUUUAAUGUCAGCCCUGUCUAUGGCUUUACUGAGAGGGAAUGUGAAAUGCGUUUCGACCUUCAUGCAGAGGAAAAGCGUGAUUAAAUUCGAAAGUAAAGACAAGAAAGGCAACACAGCUUUACAUUAUUGUCUGUCAACUCGAGAAGCAUUCGAAAAGCUCUGGCCAAAUUACGAGAAGAUGAACUGGCGUGAUAUGAAAAAUGACGAAGGAAGGAACCCCUGCGAUGAUGCUAAAGAGAAGUAUGAGAAGUCCAGUUCUACGAUAGUAACAAAGAGAAAGAAAGUUACCACAAACAAAACUCGAGAGGCUCUUGAAUUCGCCAUUAACAAAAUGGACCCAGAAUGGUUGAAAAAUAGG